Molecule: messenger RNA, 617 nt
Organism: Solanum stenotomum
Lineage: Eukaryota; Viridiplantae; Streptophyta; Magnoliopsida; Solanales; Solanaceae
Product: probable histone H2A.1
Exons: 2
Coding region: 53-451 (132 amino acids)
Cellular component (GO): nucleosome
Molecular function (GO): structural constituent of chromatin; DNA binding; protein heterodimerization activity
Source: RefSeq, a predicted model, not a curated record
CUCAGUUCAAUUUUUGCUUUCAAAAUUCAAAACUCAAAAAAAUUCUCCAUUAAUGGCUGGUAGAGGCAAAACCCUAGGUUCAGGAACAGCAAAAAAGGCUACUUCUCGUAGUAGCAAAGCUGGUCUUCAGUUUCCUGUUGGUCGUAUUGCUCGGUUUUUGAAAGCCGGGAAGUAUGCUGAACGUGUCGGUGCUGGAGCUCCGGUUUAUCUAGCUGCUGUUCUGGAGUACCUUGCUGCUGAGGUUCUUGAGUUGGCUGGAAAUGCAGCAAGGGACAACAAGAAGACUAGGAUUGUGCCAAGGCAUAUUCAAUUGGCAGUGAGGAACGAUGAGGAACUAAGCAAACUUCUCGGAGACGUAACAAUUGCCAAUGGUGGUGUGAUGCCCAACAUUCACAACCUUUUGCUUCCAAAGAAAACUGGUGGUUCAAAGCCAUCUGCUGAUGAAGAUUAAACAAAUUCAAGACUUGGUUUUUCUUAGCUAUAGCUCUGUUCUUCUUUUUCUGGAAUAGUAUUAAGGAUUUGCUAGUGUUUUCUUAGCUGUUUAGUAGAUUUUGGGGUUUUUGUGCAUACAAAUGAUUUGAGCAAUGAAUGAAAACAUCAAUGUGUUAAAGCUCAAA